Molecule: messenger RNA, 852 nt
Organism: Lathyrus sativus (Indian pea)
Lineage: Eukaryota; Viridiplantae; Streptophyta; Magnoliopsida; Fabales; Fabaceae
Source: the annotation of a GenBank genome assembly
AUGAUAGAUCAGAACUUGUUAUUUGCAUUUGUUGAGAUGUGGCACCCCGAAACAUCGUCCUUCCAUAUGUUGUUUGGCAAGAUGACUAUUACGCUGGACGGUGUUUCUUGCCUGCUACAUAUAGCAUGUAAGGGGGCCUUCUGUAACCUUGAAGAAGGGUUCAGUGAAUCGAAUGCUAUUACUCAGUCUAUUCGUCUGAUGGGUGUUCCACUGGCUGAGGAAGCUAAAGAGGUUUGUGUUUGCAGAGGUCCCUAUUAUAGGCUGGACUGGUUGAAGAAGAUAUUUGUCUGUCUGCGAGCUGAGAGCAUAUAUGAUUGUGCAGCUAGAGCAUAUAUGUUAUUGUUACUAGGUUGUACUAUUCUUACCGAUAAGACCUUUACUCUUGUAGAGGCAAAGUAUUUACCAUUAUUUGAGAACUUGUCUAGCUGUGGUAGAUACUGUUGGGGGGCAGCCUCACUAGUCACACUUUACAUAUAUCUCAGAGAUGCCUCCUUUUACAGUUGCAGACAACUUAGGGGAUAUGCCUCUCUACUACAGUGUUGGAUUCAUGAGUAUUUUCCAACUGUUGGCAAGAAAGGAUUUUUGAAGAUUGCUGGUAUCGGUAGUCCACUUCCUAGGGCGAUGAAGUGGAUGUACCAGAAAGGAACGCAGAAGGUUGAUGAGUUGAGGGCUGUGUUGGAUGGAUUGACACAUGCGGAUGUCAUUUGGUGCCCUUUUCAGGAUCACAGACAACAUCAACUAAUUGAUGAUAUUUGCUUGUACAGGGGUGGCCUGAAAUGGUAUGAUACAACUGUUCUUUAUUUACCUGAAAGAUGUUUGCGUCAGUUUGGAUACAGGCAAUACAUACUGUAA